This is a messenger RNA of Amoebophrya sp. A120, 5154 nucleotides long. NCBI's taxonomy places the organism in Eukaryota, Dinophyceae, Syndiniales, Amoebophryaceae. The record is from the annotation of a GenBank genome assembly.
AGUGACGAGAAAAGUUGAUAGUAAGGUUGAAGUUCGUUUUUUCCCUAGUACCCUUCAAAAGUUGAGUAUUGUCAUUGUCUACUAAGUACACGACCAAAACCCGAAAGAAAAAGAAACACAAUAGUUCCACCCCGGCCGCCCACAAACACCAGUAAAACACAACAUUUGAUUUCCUUCAUUCCGAAAAGAACGGCUUGUCGCCAUGGGGGCGUGCCAGAGCAGCUCUUCGGCCAAGUACGAGAAGCCAACGAAGUUCGGGGUGCAGCAAGACCGGCUAAAAAACAAGCAGUUUGAAGAGGACCUGGCUUUUUUGGAAAAUGUACAAAAUCUAAGCCAGAAAAAUUUCAAGCCUACGUAGUGUUGUUUUAGUUUUAAUCUAGGGACACGUUAUCUUUCAAGACAUGAAUUGUAUGUCUUUUCGCAUUUCUGUAUACCCGCCUUUUCUUUGCAGCUUUUGUCACAAGAACGGAGCUUCUUUCAGCUUUAUUUGUCAACCAAUCCAGGUCCCAUUAUUCUCGCGGUUAUCCAAGGCCGACCUGCCCAUUGUCGUCGGCGCCCUCGAGCGGAGGGAGUACAGCGAGGGCGACCCCGUGAUCCGGGAGGGCACGGAGGGCGACGAGUUUUUUCUGAUUAAGCAGGGGCAGGCCUUGGUGAGCAAAGACGGGUCGGAAAUCGCCACUUUGAAGCCCGGCGACUACUUUGGGGAAGGGAGUCUACUGGAAGACACACCAAGGAAUGCAACGAUUACGGUAAAGAUGCUUGUUGAUGAAAUGAAUUUUACCGUCGAAACGCACCAGAGGUGGCAGAUAGGAAAUAGGUAGGACGAAGAAGGUGCAAGUUGACGCACACUAAUCUUCCUGGCAGCACCUACCAAAAAUCUAUGUUGCCAAAGUAAGUAAGUACUUUGUUUCUUCGCUGGCGCGCCUACAACAACAUGUACAUCUUCUAACUAUUGCACUUUUCGCAAUAUUACACAUCCAGGUUGCCCAGAACUGCGCCACAUUGAUCGUGCUGUGCCUGACCCGCGCGAAAUUUGAGGAGCUCGGUGUCCGGGACCGACUGCGCUUCCCGCGUCGUCGCGCCGUCGCGGCCGGGGGCGGCCAGCAGGACCAAGGGAAUAAAACGAACGGGGCGGCGGGGGAUGCGAAUAACGCGGCGAAGAAGAACGUCACCAAAACGCCGAAGGAAGAACUGCUGAUCCGAAAAGCGCUUUUGGCGAAUAGGUACUUGUUAUGAGAGUGCACAACUACCUCUCCCCCUCAUUUGUAUGGCCUGAACAGCAAUACAAACACCAGCACACGUGGAGCCUAUGCAUGACAAAUUUAUGUACCUGAUGCUGAUGUAGUACUACUGUUUGGGCUUGUUCCGAAAUUUGUCAUGCAUAAUAGUGACGCAGGGAGGCAAUUGGAGUUGAGAUUUUGCAUGAGAAAUGAGCACGAGGGGGAGUUGUGCACUGUCAUACUUGUCGAAGGUGCUGUCCAAUGACCAGAUCCAGGACCUAAUUUCCGUGGCCUACCAGCUCGAGGUGAAGUCGGGCGAGGAGGUCGUGCAGGAAGGCUCUCUGUUGGCGGAUAGGUAUACAUAUAAAAAAUGCCACGAAUGCUUUUUUGUUUAGUGUUUCUGUUUUUUUCACGAAAGGGGGUUGCUUAUAACCCGAUUGGAUAUCGUGAUCGUCCUGCAACUGCUCGCGAUCAUUUUUCGUAUACUUACAAGUACCUAUAUCUAUCUUCUUGGCCUUGAUGCUAAAAUCAGAUUUUACAUUGUUUCCACGGGGACCUUCGAAGUGCGCAAGAAGGUGGAGAAGCAGACCAGCACCGAGAAUGCGACCAGCAUGGAGGCCCAGCUGCAGGGCGAACUGUCUGCGGGCGGGACCUUCGGCGAGUUGGCACUGUUGUACAACGCGCCCCGCGCGGCCACCGUGCAGGCGAUGUCCGACGCAACGCUGUUCGUGUAUGGCGCUCUCAACUGUUAUAUUCUCAGCUUUUACAUGAAUUUGUGAUGCAAAAUUGCCAUCAGAAGCGACGCGAUCAAGCUGCUUCGACGCAUGACAAACUAUCCAAGGGCCAAGCAGGCUGAUAGUCUGUGCUAAAUCUGUCAUGCAGGACGCGCAAGGUCCCCCUUUUCACUUUUGCCAUUCUUGCAUCACAAAUUUAUGUGGCGGAGAAUGUAACAGUUGAGAACACCAUAUCGUGAUCGACCGGCACGACUUCAAGCAGAUCCUGCGGAAGCAGGCGCAGCAGCGCCAGGAUUUUUACAUGAAGCUGGUAGAGAAGACGGAACUGCUCAAGGUCUUAUUGAAAGAGGAGAAGGAGGCCCUGUGCGAGUGCUUCGUGCAGCUGCACUACCAGUCCGGCCAGACGAUCGUGCGGGAGGGAGAAGAGGGCAACACGUUUUACAUCAUGUACCAGGGCACGGUGGGCAUCCACACCGCCAAGGAAGGCAAGGUGAACACGUUGUCCGCGGACCCCGAGCACUGCCAGUACUUCGGCGAGAAAGCACUGGUGAACCCCGAGUGCCGAAAUGCCAGCAUCGUCGUGGAAUCCUCCUCCGUCUCGCUGCUGGUCCUGGAGCGAUCCACCUUUAUGGCGUUCUCAACUGUUACAUUUUCAACUGUUACAGGAAUUUGUGAUGCAAGAAUGGCAAAAGUAAUAGGGGCGAUCUUGCGCGUCUUGCAUGACAGACUUGGCGCCGAUUAUCACCCUAUUUGGCGCUCUGAGAAGUUGUCAUGCGAAGCAGCUUGAUGGUGUCGCUUCUGAAGGCAAUUUUGCAUGAGAAAGCACGCAACAGUUGAGAAUGUAACGUUUGAGAACGCCAUAACCUUCGAACAGAUCCUGGGGCCACUUAAGUACAGUGAUGACCUCAUACCUUUCUACUAUUACAACUACUGCGCCUGGCGGGGUGAUGAUGCGAAUAUCGCAAAAUUUUUUUUUGCGACUAUAUUUCUUGCGAUGAGAUUGAGAAACAAAUAUUUUGUUUGGAGGCGGCCUGAUCAUGAUCGAUAAAAAGGAAAUUUUCAUCUUCUUCAUCAGGGAAAUCCUGCAGGACAAGGGGAACGCCAGUUUCGACAAGCGAAAGUCACGCGUGCAGACGAACCGGGACAAGGCCAGCAGUUUACUGUCUAGCAUGAGCCUCGCCGACCAGAAGCAGCAGCAGCAGGAGAAGCCAAAGAUGGCGGACUUGCACAAGGUCGGCCUGCUCGGCUGCGGCGGGUUCGGGUCCGUCACCCUGCAACGGUAUCAAAUGUAAAAGUGUCUGGGUCUGGAAGAAUGCAAGUUUGUCAUGCUUGUCUGGCAUGACUCUUAAAUCUGUCGUGCACAUUACCAAAGAGCCCCACUUUUCUGUCAUGCAGAAACGUAGUUUGUCAUGCAGAAUAGGCAACACCUAGAAGCUCAGAAACUUGUCAUGCUGAGCCAGCAAUUGUGGCCUCCUCAUGAUAUGCCACACAGCAUCACAAGUUUCCAGAUCCAGACAUUUUUACAUUUGAUAAACGGUUGAAGAAAACCAAACAGGUGUACGCGCUCAAGGCGAUCGGGAAGGGGUACAUUGUGCGCAUGCAGAUGUGCGACCAGAUCUGCAACGAGAGGAAAAUUUUGUCCAUGACGAACUCGCCGUUUGUGGCCCAGUUUUUCGGCACCUACAACUCCGCAGACUUCGUCUACUUCCUGCUCGAAGCCUGCUUGGGCGGGGAGGUAUAAUUUAUGUACUUAAAAAGUCUGCUCCGCACUCGCAGUACUAGCACCCAAUGUUGACAAUUAUGAGGUCAUGAUGCGGAUGCGGACCGCAUCCGCAUCAUGACCUCAUUGUCAACAUUCUGAAGAAUUAUGCACCUGGUGCUGUUCAUCGCCAUGCUAAUGUCUAUGUCAACAUCUACUUCAUGACGGGACCGGGAGCAAGAAGAGAGUCGUUUUGGGCGAAGAUGAAGAAGAUGGCUCAACAUUCAAACAGCAGGACCUUUGUCUUUAUCGAGGGAGAGGGUCUAGAAUAUAUAGAGAUCUGCCAUUAAAAAAACCCUAUCAGGUGUUCGCGCAAUAUUCCCGGAGAAACUUCCAUGGGUCCGUGCCGCACGCGAAAUUUUAUAUGGAUGCGUCAGGAUUGAAAUCGUCAAAGUUGAAAUAAUUUCUCAUGCAUAAGUUGCAAGGCAUGAAGCGCCUCUCUUGCAGGGGCGGCAAGUGAGGCCGACUGUCAGCCUGCUUGGGGUCUACGGCAGAGCUGCUAGUGUAGCAUGACAAAAGAAGCCUUCUGUCCCUAAACAGCAUGACAAACUGGAUUUAGACGGCCCCGAAAUUUGUCAUGCAACGCUUGAAAAUUGGGCUUCCAACUGGUAUCGAUUUUAUGCAUUGCAAGUUAUUUCAACUUUGUCGAUUUCAGUCCUGACACUCCCAUAUUUUACUCUGCCUGCGUGGUGAAGGCUUUCGAGCACCUGCACGAGCGGAAAAUUAUCUACCGCGACCUGAAGCCGGAAAACAUGCUUCUGGAUCAGAACGGGUACUGCAAACUCACCGACAUGGGCCUCGCGAAGUUUGUCAUUGGUCGCACCUACACGACCUGCGGCACCCCGGACUACUUCGCGCCGGAAAUUAUCCAGUCGUCCGGGCACACCAACGCGGUGGACUGGUGGUGCUUCGGGAUCCUCGUCUACGAACUGCUCGUCGGCAGAACGCCCUUCGACGGCCAGGACCCCCAGCUGCGGUACCGUAAAAUUUUGGGCGGUGUGGAGAAGGUCAGUUUCCCCAAACAGAUGGCGCGACUGGGUCGCCUGUUCCGCGGGUGGUGCAUUGGGCGGCAGUGGCCCGGUCGACUGCUCCGUCGACGGGCACAGCCUGCAGGCGCGGCGGCCGGCCCGCUUGUUCCGCGCGUGGCCUUGUGGCGGAUGGCCCGCCCUAGUGUGUGCGCUUCGAGUUGUGGCCGAAAGUGCCACCAUGUCUAUGCUUGCGGGGUAGCCAGCUUGGGCUCUGGGGCCCCCAGUGGCCUGGCCCGUCUUUGCGUCGCCCGAUGGCCUGCGGCCGUGGUGGCCUUUUCUUUGGGUGGGUUGCUUGCCGUGUAUCCGUGCACUACAAGCCUGUUAGCGGGCGUCCCACCCUUGUGCGCCCUGGGCCGAGGGAUGGCCCAGGGACGGAGCAGCGGCAGUUUGGCGGCCGGCCCUCCUGUUCCGCG